AAAUUUAUACAUUUCUUAUCAGCACUUUAUAUCUGUAAUAACGUCAUACAUGUUACUAUUUACAGAGUAAUUUCAAUUGCUGUCUUAAAAAAUUAUUCAAACAAAAUUAAAUUAUUUGAUUUUUAAAUAAUUAAGGUUAGAGUAAUUUAAUAAUAAAAUUGAAAUAAAAAAAAACAUCAUGCUUGCGUGCAAUGAUUCAGAAUUACUAGAUGCAGUAUGUAAUAUAAAUAAAAUAAAAUCAUUGAAUGUUGCUAUUAAUUCAUCUAUGAAAUCUGGACUACUUGUUGGAGUCGGUGCUACUAUUGGAGGCCUUCUUCUUGGUCCUCGUGGUAUUGCUAUUGGAAGUUUGUUAGGUGGUUUGGGAACUUCUUAUGCGCAGCAUGGAAAUUUUAGAUCUGUUUCUGAUAUUUUAAAAAAUGAUCUCACUCAAGCACAGAGAACAGAUUUGGUAUCGUCAUUACGAAACUUAUUAACAAUGAAAAACGUUAUAACAUUGGCUAUGUUGAUGACAGACAAAGGUCUUCAAGAUUGCAUCUUGAUGCUGAUUCGUACAUUUUUAAAAAAAAUAUUCAAUUAUGAAAUCUGAGAUAUUUAUUUUUUAUAUAAAAGCAUUCAUUUGAUUAAUUGAUGGAUUUUUUUGUAUUCAUACAAAUUAUAACUCAUUUUUUUUCACAUAUGUAAUUUUUUAAUAAAGUCAAUUUGAAUCUCAA
Molecule: messenger RNA, 710 nt
Organism: Microplitis demolitor
Lineage: Eukaryota; Metazoa; Arthropoda; Insecta; Hymenoptera; Braconidae
Product: protein C19orf12 homolog
Exons: 3
Coding region: 179-586 (135 amino acids)
Source: RefSeq, a predicted model, not a curated record